AUGCGCACCGCCAUCCUCGUCGCAGCCGCCGCAUACGCCUUUGGCGCACGCGCCCAGGACCUCUCAGCCACUAACAACGUCACCUCCUUGGAGGGCACAUGGUCCAGUAACCCCUCAAUGUCCACAGGCGGCAGCUUCUGCGUGCCCGCGGAAAACAAGUUCAACCCGCCCAAUAACACUGGUAUCUCGUACUCUUUCACGGACGACGGUUUCUUCGAAGAAGCGCAGUACCAGUUCGACUCGAACGGAGCCAGGCCCGAGUGCAUCGCCGCCAAGCUCAUCUUCCAGCACGGAACAUAUGAGCUCAAGGGCGACUCGAUCGUCUUGCACCCCUUUGAGUCUGACGGACGUAUCCAGGUCCAGAACGCAUGCGCUGCCGUCUCAACCAACGUCUACUACUAUGCCGAGACUGUUACGUUCAAGGACUGGGGAAUCACCAUCGACCAGAGCACGGCCAACUACAAGCUCCAGUUGAAUGCCUUUGACGGCCGCAAGCUGGCUCCCCUCCUCCUCACCGCUCGCCCGCCCAACAUGCUCCCCACGCAGGUCCUGUACGGCACCAACGAGACCGGCCAGGCCAUCUCGCGCAAGCGUAGCGCAGUCUUCGAGCGCUUCCAGAAGCGGUACUCUGGCGCGUCGUCUUAUUCGAUGCCCUCCCUUAUGGUCGGUCUUGGCGGGACUCUGGCAGCCGUCGUCACCUUUAGCCUGGCGCUGUUCUAA
Cutaneotrichosporon cavernicola is the source of this 720-nucleotide messenger RNA. RefSeq lists its product as uncharacterized. Lineage: Eukaryota; Fungi; Basidiomycota; Tremellomycetes; Trichosporonales; Trichosporonaceae. The coding region runs from base 1 to 720 and encodes 239 amino acids. Gene Ontology annotation, cellular component: endoplasmic reticulum membrane; endoplasmic reticulum. Gene Ontology annotation, biological process: 'de novo' protein folding. The transcript has 3 exons. The record is from RefSeq and is a predicted model, not a curated record.